Messenger RNA from Megalobrama amblycephala (Wuchang bream), 1512 nucleotides. RefSeq names its product ring finger protein 13 (gene rnf13). The coding region runs from base 216 to 1349 and encodes 377 amino acids. Gene Ontology annotation, cellular component: cytoplasm; nucleoplasm. The transcript has 10 exons. Lineage: Eukaryota; Metazoa; Chordata; Actinopteri; Cypriniformes; Xenocyprididae. Gene Ontology annotation, molecular function: ubiquitin protein ligase activity. Gene Ontology annotation, biological process: ubiquitin-dependent protein catabolic process; protein ubiquitination; positive regulation of DNA-templated transcription. The record is from RefSeq and is a predicted model, not a curated record.
GCUAGAGGGCGCUGUGUGGCGUUCAGCAGGAGAGCGCGUGAGCGAGUGUGUUUGGAUCACUGUUGACAUUCUGGCCUGCCAACAACCAUAUGAGCGCGUACGAAGCAGUUUGAAGCCUAUAAUUUCACUCAGCUGUAAUGUCAUUGGGGCUACAUUAUAUACCAGGACCAAAGCACGCAAUCUAAUGUAAUGGUGUAAUUGAAACAGAUCUUAAGAUGCUGCUCUCUUUGGGGAUGCUGAUGCUCUCUGCCACACAGAUUUACACCAUAUUCACGGUUCAGAUAUUUGCCUUCCUCAAUCUUCUGCCCGUGGAGGCUGAUAUAUCAGCUUAUUCAUUCGACAAUAAAACAGAGAACUUUGAUGACCUACCUGCUCGAUUUGGCUACAGGCUGCCCAGUGAAGGACUGAAGGGCUUCCUGAUCGGUGCCCAUCCUGAGAAUGCCUGUGUGCCGAUCGAUCCUCCACCGCUGAGGGACAACCUCACCAGCGCCUUCAUCGUGCUGAUCAAGCGCUUCGACUGUAACUUUGACAUCAAGGUCCUCCAUGCGCAGAAGGCAGGCUACAAGGCAGCGAUUGUCCACAAUGUGGACUCUGAUGACUUAAUCAGCAUGGGAUCCAAUGAUCUGGAUAUUCUGAAGCAGAUAGACAUUCCAUCAGUGUUUAUUGGUGAAGAAGCGGCCAACUCUCUCAAAGAGGAUUACAUCUAUGAGAAAGGUGGUCAUGUGAUUCUCAUGCCAGACUUCAGUUUGCCUCUGGAAUAUUACCUGAUCCCAUUCCUCAUCAUCGUUGGAAUCUGCCUCAUCCUUAUUGUAGUUUUCAUGAUCACAAAGUUCGUACAGGACAGACAUAGAGCCAGGAGAAGUCGCUUACGCAAGGACCAGCUGAAGAAACUCCCUAUUCACAAGUUUAAGAAAGGUGAUUCCUAUGAUGUUUGUGCCAUUUGUUUGGAUGAGUAUGAAGAAGGAGACAAGCUUCGGGUCCUGCCGUGCUCACAUGCCUAUCACUGCAAGUGUGUUGACCCAUGGCUGACCAAAACCAAGAAGACCUGUCCGGUGUGCAAGCAGAAAGUUGUGCCGUCUGAUGGCGACUCAGAUUCUGAGUCCGAUUCUGGUGACAGCGGCGGCGAGGAGAACGAUGUUUCGGAAAACACGCCCCUGCUGCGAUCUCUGGCCUCUACUAGCGCCCAUUCCUUUGGCACCAUGUCCGGCUCGCCGUCCCAGCAUGAAGUGGAGUCAUCGGACUAUGACGAGCACACUGACACUACCGAUAGCGAGGAAGAGGUCACCGUGGAAACUGUUGUUGUACAGCUGCAGCAGGGGUGUCCGGACGACAUGGAGGCCAAUGCCUAAAUGUCAGCCAACGAUAACUCAGACUCUUAAGAAAUUCCAAUACAUUUCACGAUCACUUAAAAUGUAUCGUUUGAAAUCUGUUUAACAUACACCGUGUGCAGCGAUACUAUACAGCAACAUAUAUAUAUAUAUAUAUAUAUAUAUAUAUAUAUAUAUAUAUAUA